CCGCCCCUUCAUCCAGCUCCAAGGAAGGAAGGAGGAACUGCUCGAGCCGCGUGUGUCACUUCCAGUGUGCUGCAAAACCGCACUGCUAUGUGAUUCCUGGGAAAUAUUUAGCUGCCUCUGCGGUCGGUGGGAAGUAAGGUUAGAAAGUUUGGAAUCACAGCCGGUGUUUUGGGGGGCGCGGGGUGCGUAGGGAAGGUGGUGCAAGUGGUUUCGGAAGUGGAGCGUGGCAGAGAAAAGGAAGAAAGAGGGGGCUUUUCUUUCCUGUGUGAUACCAGAUAGCUCGCUUCGCUUGCUUGCCACGACGGGACUGACGUAGAAUAUGGCGGAGCAUCACCCGGUUUCCGACAACAAACACAAAUCCUCCCUGAACUCCGGAGCCUCGUACUCUGGGAACGGGCGCAGCAGCACGGCUGUGGCGGAGAGAGCGAGCAACGCCGGAGCGGGAGGAGGAGGUCUGUCCGGCGGCCUGUCGCAGCCGGCCGGGUGGCAGUCUCUGCUGUCGUUCACCAUCCUGUUCCUGGCCUGGCUGGCCGGCUUCAGCUCCAGGCUCUUCGCUGUGAUUCGCUUCGAGAGCAUCAUUCACGAGUUUGACCCCUGGUAAGUUUGUUUCGUCGCACACCCAGCCGCUGGAGGCUGCUCGUCAGGGCAGGGAGCUCCGGAGGUCCGCGGCUGUCAGGAAGUUUCUGUGAAAGCAUAGCCAGUCAGCGGUUCACUGUCACGCGCCCACAUUCAGAAAAACGACGUCCUUUCUUGGCGGCAUCGAGGACUUAGAUCGACUAACAUUAUAGAAUCAAAGCCUAAAUGUACUUAAUGUGAAUUGACUUGAGAGCCCAGUCCGUCCUAUUGGACAGAGCUACUCUAAGUGCUUUUACCCACACAAGGCUUCCAAAUAUACGUCCUAAAGUAAAGUGGCCUGUAGUCAGAGCCAUGUGUGUGCAUUGUAGUUGAUAAUGAAGUGGACACUGGAGCUGAAUGUGAAGGAGGACGGGGAGGAGGAGGGGCAGGUCCCACAGCAGAGUAAAUGAGGACAAUAGUGACAGCUUCAUCUGACGCGGGUUGAACCCGGAACGAAGCAGCAGGCCGAAGUCCUUCUAACACAGAUAUCUCCUUUGUUUACCUACAAAUCUCCUCUGCUCUCAUGUAUUUGUGUUUUUUUUUUGUUGCAGCGACCCGAGCACUGAUUACAGGCUUUAAUAUCGUUCGUGUGCCUGCAAUGUGCCACAUGCACAUUUAAAUAGAAGCACAUCCUCGGUCUCAGUUACACUUACUGUGAGCAAAUGGUACCUCACCCUGCACAUUAUUCUGACAAAGUUUCGAAUUGCAUUUGCAUACUAUCCCCCUGGGAUCUGUACUACAAUUGGUGGUCCUUUUGAAUUGAAAUGUGCACCGUACUCUGUAUAAUGCUAUUCAGGUUUCACAUUUAGGUGGCUUUGAACAUUUCAUUUAGCCCAUGCACUAGGAGCAUUUCCAUCUGACUUAUCUCAAAUGCUUUGGCAGGGUCAUGGUGCAUGCUGCUGGUUUUAAUUCAGGUGUGAAAAAGGCUUCCUUACACUGUCCCAGACAUUAGUGCAGCCAGGCAGACGCUAACAGUUGGACAGUGAGAUUAACAGACUUUGCUGCAAGAUAAUGUGUGAGGAGGCCUGAACAAACAUUUUGUACUUUUUCCUGUAUUAACGUCCAAUACAGAUGGUUUUUAACAAAGCUUGCCCCAGACACAGUGAAGUACCUCAGGUUGGACAGGCAAGCGCUCUGCCUAACCAUGCAUUUCAAACUUUACCAGCGACCAACUUGACUGCCAGAAAUUGUCCAAGGUUUUUAUUUGUACUCCAAGGGACUGUUGCCUGGCCCAAGCCUGCAUUGCAUCACUGAAAGCAUUUAAUGAUUAUUCUGAGACCAGCGGUGUGGAUUAAACUGCCAGCUUCAUGUCUGUCUGCUGAAUAAAAGAGGGGGCUUGAAAGCUUUGGCUGGGUGAGAAUCCUUCAGUUUCUAUGUGUCGCUGUCUUAAAGCCUAACAUGGCAUGACAUAGAGUGAAAUUUAUUCAUACACUGCUUCAUUGUUCUAUCAGUCUCCCUUUGCUAUCAGACUGGCACCAUUAUGUAAACUAGAUAUUUGGAUGGAUGAGGAAACUUGUUAGAUCGGGUGUGUGUGCGCGUGCAUGUGUGUGUGUGUGUGUGUGUCUCCUGCAGGUUGUAGUCGGAUGAUAAAAUAUGUUUAAGGUCAGAUAAUAUUGUUAUAAAUUUCACACCUAGCUAAUGAAAAAAAAUCACUCUUCCUUUUUUAAAUUGAAUGAGAGUGGAGCACAUUUUUUUUUAGUGGUAAUGAUUACAAUAAUCAAUUUUCAAAGUUAUUACAAUAACUUAGUUGUGCCUCACCUCGUGUUGAGAAGGGAAACCCCAUUUUGUGUGUGUGUCAGUACUGUGGGCACAUGUAUUUCAGAGGAAGUAGAAUGUCUUUGCGCUCAGUAAAUGCACCACAUGCAAGACUUUGAAUCUACUGUUUUGAAAUCAAUAAAACAUAAUGAAUGUUUGGAAGGAAUCAGAUUUUUCUGAGGUCAUACUAAAGAAGCCUCAAGGUUGUCAAGCAUUCAGGAGAUUGAAAAGCAGCCAUUUCUGAUCACUGUUUGAUGGCAGUUAGCUCAUACACAUCCCCACAAUCUCACUACAAGGUUGCUGUCAUUCUGUAGCUUAUUUUUUGAACGAAGAUCGCAGGAGUGCUAACAGUCGUAUCAACCCUCGGCUACACUGUUUGUUCUGUCUAUCCCUCUCUCUCUUCCUCGCACACGCCCUCUCUGAUGUGUCCCUUUGAUGUGGGUAGUUAAUAGUUCUUUUCCUUCAGAAGUCCUAGAUCGAGCUAUUAGAUCUGACAGCAAAGCCGGUCGGGACUGGUGUUACGCAGCCGGCCCAUACAUGGCUAGUUAUGCUUUGGGUUCGGGCUGUGUUAAUCAUGCACAGUGCAGCAUCAGAAAGAAAAAAAACAGCUUCAUUAGUACUUAUGUCUCUGUCUGAUGCACUAAAGGUUGCUUGCUAGUGAACUGGACCUCCCUCAGAGCAAGGUCUGGCAAGGACACUGCAUCUGAUUCACUGUCAUCUUUUUUUCCCCAAAAAAUUCCACCUCCUAUGAAAAAGGGCUUGUAGGAAAUUUAAAUGCAAUUAAUAUCACUUGGUGUUCAGUUUUUCUGGACACAUGACAUGGCUGAUAUCAAUGCGGACAUUAAGUAAUUUAAAUAGACCACAAAAUCAAACCCAUACCUCUUUUCGGUCAGUUUUUAGAGCUGAAUGUUGAAUAACAAAACUUUCAAGUUACUUUCGCUACAAAAUAUGUAGUGAAACUGAAAUUUGUCGAAUACUGAAGCCUUGCAGCACAUCAAGUCAAAUUUGGAUUUCUUGUUUCUCAGUUCCUGAAACGAAUAGGUCUUGUUUUGGAUGGAAAAAACAACUGAGAUUUAGAUGGGAUUUCUUCAGAAUAAAAUUCUGAGACUUCAGCAGACUUUCGCUUUUGAUGUUUUAGAUAACAGAUUCGAGAAGAAUAUAUCAGUUGCAACUCAUUAACACAAAUGCUGUAGAUAGCUUAUCAAAAGGAGCACGCAUAUGUUCAAAAAAAGCACCUGACUUGGACCUUCAAUUGCAAUUGGACAGUGUGCCUCUGUAGUUGUAGGUCAACAAAUGUGAGUCUUAUUUCAGCUGUAGUAUCCAAGUUGAAUUUUCACUCCUCACAAUCCGGAGCAACAAGCAUGUGAAAAACUAGGGCGUGCCAAAGGUGAUAGACACUUCAUAUAUUCUGCUGCUCAUCUCAUUUCUGAGUUGAAGCUACAUGUUGUGAACAUUAAGUAGGCUGCCACUCAUAAUAGUAUUUCUGCAUUCUUAGUUAGCAAAAGGUGCAGAUUGCAACUGAGUCCUUUGUGUGCACUAGUUAUUAGCCAUGCUCGAGGCAUGGCCCUAAGGUUGGCAAUGCUUGUCAGUCAGUCUGACUGAAAGAUCUCAGCAGAUGAGGGAUAGAUUGCUAUGAGUAUGACUAUAGACAUUUAUUGUCUCCAGAGGAUGAAGCCUGUUUAUUUGCAUGAUCCUCAAAGUUUUCCUCUGGAUCCCCCAUGACUCGGGAGUGCAGCUGUAAGAAAACAGUUUCUUAAACUGCUGAGUAGAUUGUAAGAAAUUUCUGUACUAACAUUCAUGUUUCUCUCAGGAUGG
Molecule: messenger RNA, 4185 nt
Organism: Stegastes partitus (bicolor damselfish)
Lineage: Eukaryota; Metazoa; Chordata; Actinopteri; Pomacentridae
Product: STT3 oligosaccharyltransferase complex catalytic subunit B
Exons: 1
Coding region: 320-601 (93 amino acids)
Source: RefSeq, a predicted model, not a curated record